Molecule: messenger RNA, 3687 nt
Organism: Scophthalmus maximus (turbot)
Lineage: Eukaryota; Metazoa; Chordata; Actinopteri; Pleuronectiformes; Scophthalmidae
Gene: mmp14b
Product: matrix metallopeptidase 14b (membrane-inserted)
Exons: 10
Coding region: 582-2468 (628 amino acids)
Biological process (GO): skeletal system development; collagen catabolic process; zymogen activation
Cellular component (GO): extracellular matrix
Molecular function (GO): metalloendopeptidase activity; zinc ion binding
Source: RefSeq, a predicted model, not a curated record
GAGGUUUACAACCUCUCCUGGGAGUAUCAAACUACCACGUCCGCAGCAGGGUUAGUGAGGGGAAGAGGAGAGGGGGAUCAAAAUAAGGCGGCCGGGGCGACAGGGAACAGAGGACGGACGAGGAGCUCAGACUGCUUUCAUGAAAACACGGUCGGACGCAACAUCUGGAGCAAAGCGCAAGGCCCAAUUCGGACAUUUAAAAUACGCACAGCCUGCAGCGCCAGAGAGGCCUCCCCCCUCCUCUCCUGCUUCCUGCCUCCAGUAACGUCCGAGCAUUUUGGUCCAAUUUCACCAAAACGCCAGGAGAAUGUACGGACCGGACAAAUAACUCCCGUGGUUCAAGUAAUUCGAUUUAUUAAGCAGCAGACACUUGGCGAAGUCUUUUUUUUUUUGUUUUUUGUUGUGCUUUGCGCAAAAGUCGCCCUCUCGCUCGCGCCCGGACACUUUGCGUACGCGCCACGAGUUUGACACAUGAUGGUUUGACAAGGGCGCAAAGGGGGAGGAGAUCGUGAAGUGUUACGAGGAGAUUUGUCCGAUUUUUGAUAAGCUGUCGGUCGUUUUGAUUCGGAGAGAGUCAAGUGAUGGCACUGGGGCUGAGAUCGCUCGUCCUACUGCUGCUGCUGGCGGUGGUGUGGGAGCGGAGCGCGCAGGGAGCGACGGAGCGACAAGUCAAUCCAGAGUCAUGGCUGCAGCAGUACGGUUACCUGCCCCCGGGGGACAUGAGGACCCACUCCCUCCGCUCCCCUCACUCCGUCACCUCAGCCGUCGCCGCCAUGCAGAGGUUCUACGGCCUCACUGUCACCGGCACCUUUGACGACAGCACCGUCAAGGCCAUGAAGCGACCGCGCUGUGGAGUGCCGGAUAAGUUUGGUGCCGAGCUGAAGAGCAACCUGAGGAGGAAGCGAUACGCUAUCCAGGGCCUGAAGUGGAAAAAAAACGACAUCACUUUCUCUAUACAGAACUACACCCCGAAGGUGGGCGAGUACGAGACCCAUGAGGCCAUCAGGAAGGCCUUCAAGGUGUGGGAGAGCGUCACCCCGCUGCGUUUCCGGGAAAUCCCCUACAGCUACAUACGGGACAAAGUGGAGGAGUUUGCCGACAUCAUGCUCUUCUUUGCCGAGGGUUUCCACGGCGACAGCAGCCCGUUCGACGGCGAGGGCGGCUUCCUGGCACACGCCUAUUUCCCCAGUAAUGGCAUUGGCGGAGACACCCACUUUGACGCCGCUGAGCCGUGGACUAUUGGGAACAGGGAUCUGUAUGGCAAUGAUAUAUUCCUGGUUGCUGUGCAUGAGCUGGGCCAUGCUCUGGGUCUGGAGCACUCCAAUGACCCGUCCGCCAUCAUGGCUCCCUUCUACCAGUGGAUGGACACCGACAACUUCCUACUUCCUGACGACGACCGCAGAGGCAUACAGCAACUUUAUGGGUCCGGAUCAGGUCCUCAGCCCCCUCCCGUAACACCCCGGACGCACGACAACAGCCCGGAGCCCACGUAUUCACCAGACAAGCCUACCUUCGGCCCCAACAUCUGUGAUGGACACUUUGACACCAUUGCCAUCCUGAGAGGAGAAAUGUUUGUGUUCAAGGAUAAGUGGUUCUGGCGGGUGCGUAACAACCACGUGUUAGAUGGAUACCCCAUGCCGAUUGGUCACUUCUGGAGGGGAAUGCCCACUCAUAUUAACGCUGCUUUUGAACGGGAUGAUGGGAAAUUCGCUUUCUUUAAAGGGGACAGGUACUGGGUGUUCACUGAGUCUAUUCUGGAUCCUGGUUACCCUAAGAAUCUGAACGAAAUGGGCUCUGGGCUUCCCAAAGAUCGGAUCGACGCUGCUCUCUUCUACACUCCCACUGGACAGACAUUCUUCUUCAGAGCAAACAAGUAUUACCGUUUCAAUGAAGACUCACGAAGUGUUGACGACGGCUAUCCAAAAUCUGUUAGUGUGUGGCAGGGAGUGCCUGACAACAUCAAGUCAGCCUUCAUGAGCAAAGAUCAAGCAUACACCUACUUCUACAAGGCCAACAAGUACUGGAAGUUCAACAACCAGGUGAUGCGUGUGGAGCCAGGAUACCCCAAAUCAGCCCUUCGCGACUGGAUGGGUUGCCCCAAUGAAGACCCCAAGACGGACGGAGGGAAGGGCGGCGGUGGCGGCGGACAUGAUAAGGACAAGGAGAGAGAGAAAGACAAGGAGCGGGAGGACAAGGACAGAGAGAGGGAUAGAGAGAGGGACAGAGAGAGGGAGAGGGAAAGGGAGAGGGAGAGGGAGACGGAGAAGGAGGAGGACACGGAGGUGAUCAUUAUCGAAGUGGAUGAGGAGGGAGGAGCAAGUGGUGGCGCCGGAGCAGCGGCGGUGGUGCUGCCGCUGUUCCUGUUGGUGUGUGUGAUCGCGACGCUGGCGGCCCUGGUGUUUUUCCGUCGGUACGGUACCCCCCGCCGACUCCUCUACUGCCAACGAUCUUUACUGGACAAGGUGUAGACGGAGGAGGAUUGGAGGGAGGGAGGGAGGGAGGGAGGGUGGGAGGGAGGGAGAGCGGAGUGAAAGACGACAAGAAAGAGAGAGAGAGAGAGAGAAAUAAAGUGGAAGGAAACAUUCAACAAAGAUAACAGAGCAGGAGAGAAAGAGGUAAAACAAGAGAAAGAGCAGGAGGAAAAGCACUAGACUUGCAUUUUGAACUAUUUUUACCACUGCCAGAUUCCUUUUGCUCUAUCUCUAAAUCUCCCAACCACUCCAUCCUUACCUUUUCUUUUCUCUCUCUCACUCUCUCGGCCUCUCUCUCUCGUGGUUACCGACGCCAGCUCAUUGCUGUUUGUUUUAGCCUUUUUCAAAGUCUUAUUUUUAGUUUUUUUUCCGUCAGUGGUCAUUGUUUGUGUCCUUGUGAAUCUCCGCUUUGAAACCUGCAUCUUCACGGCGCCCACUCCAGCAUGUUCCUUCGCGUUAUCAAACGGUGUGUCCGAUUCGUUCAUUCCAACCCCCUUUUGUCGACUUGCACAAUCACAUUUCACGCACGCAUCUGGAGACCACGGUGGCAAUUGUCAUCGUGUCUCUUCAUCUUCCAGUAAAGCAAAACAUGUCAGAGCCAGUGUGGACCAUAAAAGGGAAACAAAACAUUGGCUUGUGUCCUCAUGAGGCAUGAGCUACACUCGUAUCAGAGUAAAGCAAUAAACACAGCUGCCUUGUCCUUUUCCAUAUCAAUGUCUAGUGCUGAUUAUUAUUAUAAAUGAUGUUGUCAUUAUUAUUAUGACCAUUACUAUUAUUGUUGUUGUCUUCCGUGUAAAGAAUGUGUUUUUGUACAUUGUCAUUAAAAAGUCCUGCUGGACAGUGACAUACAGUUUUGAAAAGGGGCCUUAAUUUUAUAUUUGUGGGGACAGUGAACGGGGAAGGGGGAUGUGUAUUCUUGAGACUUGAUUGUUUUUUUUGUUUUUUUUUACCUUGAAUCCAUCUCAAAUGAAAAUAAAUUGACAAUCUAAAAAAAAAAAGACUCCUUUCUGUCAUUGUACUUGUUUACAGAUCUUUCAAAUCGUGGUGCUACGUUACAAGUCAGGGGUUAAAAGCGGCUUAUGAGCAAUGAUAAUGAUACUAGUGGUGAUGAUGAUGAUAAUAAUGAUCUAGUUUUUUUCCAAUGAGAUUGUGUGUGUGUCCUUAACUCAUAUAUAAUUUUAAGCUUUUCUUACAAAAUAAAGUAAUUUCAAAAGGC